CAUAUGUUGAAGUUUCUGUUUAUUAGUGCGCUAAUCGCGCACUGGUUAGAUCCCAGUUGUGCGCAGAAUGAUGCGGACGAACUACUUUACCAGAAACAGCACGGUCUUAAAAUUGCACCGGAGAAAACACACACCAAGGCCUUCAAGAGUGGCGAUCAUGUGGGAAUGUAUGUUGAUAUAGAAGGCGAACAAAUACUCUUCCGUCUGGAUGAACAACCAAUAGCCCCGCUUGAUGGGGAAAAAUUACAAUAUACCUAUGGCUGUUUUUCCGAAGUGCACCCCGAUAUUGAUUGUAGUGCAAUGCUUACACGCGGAGGUGAUGUGUGGAGCAUGCUUGUAUUCUGGGGUAUUGAUACAUGGAUUUUCGAAGGAGUUGGAGAGGGGAUGUCAAUGGUAUAUAAAUCUUCGGAUAUAGAGGUAUCUGAUUUUCAGGAUCUAGUGCUAGUUCCAGAAGACAUUGUAGGUCGAGCGACACCAAAACGUCGACAGACAAACGGAGACAGAAUCGCGUGGGAUCAUGCACUCAAUGAGGAUGGAGAGCUCACUAACGGACCCAACUUUGGGUAUUCCUCACAAACUCUUCCAGCAAGGAACCGACGCAACAUAUUUCGAACGUUGCAACUCAAAAUAACAUAUGACAAUGCGUACCUGAUUGCUUUGGCUGAGGAACUGAGUCUGACAACAUCAGAGGCCACCAUCGCGCAAGCUAACACAUACACGAUGAUGCUUUUGAAUCACGUGAAUACUAUCUACGUUCCUCAAGUAAAUAUCAGAUUUGAAGUGUAUGAGGAGUCUCGGGUGCCAAGCAGCGGAUUGAUGGAUGGGAACUAUGGAAUUGAUGGUAUGACUUCAAACGAUAUACUCGUCAAUUUUAACACCGAUGUGCAGGGUAAUACAGACGAUAUCAAUAUACUACUGUCAGGAUUGAGGUUGGCAGACAAUUCGAUAGGGGCUUCGGUUCAACAAGGUGUAUGUAGAAAUGGUGCAAAUGUUGGCAUGCUAACACCGUUACAGCCGGCAGUCGGUGCCACAAUAUUUUCCAAGGUAUCUUUACUGGCCCAUGAGCUGGGGCAUAUGUUUAACUGCCAACAUAAUACAAACCUAAAUGAACUCAUGUAUGCAUCAAAUAAUGGUGCUACUAUUUUCGGCGAGGCAUGUCGCGCUGCAAUCUCACAGCAUACUCAAGAUAUCGAUAUUAAUGUAGAUGGUUAUUAUCUGACAACUGCCAACUGUUAUCCGGAACAGACCUUGAUCAGCCAAUACAUGGAAUCAUAUGCAUCUACACAAAAUAUGUGUUCCGUAGCAAUAGGAGAGACUGGAGUGUGCGGAUUCGGCCAGUGUACCAGCUCUGGCGAUUCUUACACGUGCACUUGUGGUAACACUGGUUUUACGGGUAACAACUGUGAGCUACCUAUUGAGUAUUGUCCCGAAUCUGGGGAAGGGUUGUGUCGAAAUGGAGCUUCUUGUGUCGAUUCGUCGACGGGGACCUCCUGUGCCUGUCCGACUGGAUUUCUGGGGAGGUACUGCCAAUAUGAAUCAUGUGCGGCAAGUCCUUGUAGCAGCGCACCCAACACGGCGAGCUGUACAAAUGUCGUCAAUAAUCAAAUGACCACGGGAUUUACCUGUGUCUGUAAUGCGGGCUACUCAGGAGACCGUUGUGAGUUUGGAGACAAGUGUGCAAGUCUUCCCUGUGGCGAAAAUGGCGAUUGCAUACUAUCUGGUUCCGAUUACACAUGCAGAUGCGAUACCGGUUACCAGCUAUCACCGGACGGUUCAACAUGUACAAAGAUUGACUACUGCGAAACGGUCCCAUGUGGCACCGGGGGCACAUGUACAAAUGGUUUGAAUUCUCAUACUUGCACAUGCUCGGCUGGCUACACACUCUCCCAGGGGACUUGUGUAAACAUCAAUGAAUGUUUAAAUAAUCCGUGUGGUCCAGGAAAGUGCACCGAUCUACAAGGUAGCUACAAGUGUGAGUGUUCUGGAACUGGCUAUACCGGUGCAACGUGCGGAACCAACGUCAACGAGUGUGCGGAAUCGCCCUGUGGAGAUGGAAUUUGCACCGAUAGUCCCGGUUCGUACCAGUGUGUAUGUACUGAUGGAACUGUUGGGCUUUCAUGCAAUGCGAAUAACGCCUGUUCUUCUUCACCGUGUAGUGAUGGCGGCAAAUGCGAACCCACAGGAAGUAGCUAUACAUGUCUCUGCACAGGGGGAUGGGCAGGCAACCAAUGUCAAACAUAUAUCGGAUCAUGUGCAACUGGCGAUUACUGCAAGAACAACUUUCAAUGCAAUGAAGAUGGUCUCACGUGUAAUUGUCCAGGCUAUAGGGCCGAUUUAAGAUGCGCGGUGCAGAUAAAUGAAUGCAUUACUGAUAAUACGUGUGUUAAAGAAAACACAAAGACCUGUACGGACCAGUUGCUGGGAAUAAUAUGUACAUGUAAGCCCGGCUGGGGCGGAGCCAAUUGUGAAGAAUACACAUGCGACUGCGGGGAAGGAACAUGCGACGAGGAUCAUUUCGGAGUGGGUAUAUGCAGAUGUCCUGCAGGAUACGGCGGAGAGAAAUGCGAAAUCCCUCCCCUUCUGGAUGCGAACCAGCAGAAUGUGUGUGCGGUGAGUGGGGAGCAGUGCGCGGGCCAAGGAAAUUGUAUCAACGUCGUUAAGGAAGGGGGGGGGACAAAGACCCAGUGCGUAUGCUUCGGAGGGCGUACAGGCACCUGGUGCGACUAUGUGUCCUACAACACGUGUGAGAAUAAUCCUUGCAAUUUCGGGGGUACAUGCAAUCACUCCAACUUCGGAACUUUCACGUGUCUCUGCGUGCCAGGUCGAUAUGGUGAUCUCUGCGAAUACGAUAUAAACGAGUGUGACUCUAAUCCUUGUGUGGUUGGGACGUGUAGUAAUAGGCACAAUGGUUUCGAAUGCAAUUGCCCGACAGGCUGGACAGGCACCACCUGUGGGACGAGAGUAAGUUGACAGGAUAGUAGUCGCUAAUAGUAACAUUUGUAACACAUUCAUAGUUAGUAACAUUGUAAAAGAUAGAAUAAUAACUGCUCAACAUCGAGCCACCACUCGAAAUAAAUCUCUUCCUAC
Molecule: messenger RNA, 3087 nt
Organism: Sphaeroforma arctica JP610
Lineage: Eukaryota; Ichthyosporea; Ichthyophonida
Exons: 1
Coding region: 4-2970 (988 amino acids)
Biological process (GO): proteolysis; establishment or maintenance of epithelial cell apical/basal polarity; heterophilic cell-cell adhesion
Cellular component (GO): protein-containing complex; cell surface; plasma membrane
Molecular function (GO): metalloendopeptidase activity; calcium ion binding
Source: RefSeq, a predicted model, not a curated record